Messenger RNA from Adineta ricciae, 1275 nucleotides. Lineage: Eukaryota; Metazoa; Rotifera; Eurotatoria; Adinetida; Adinetidae. The record is from the annotation of a GenBank genome assembly.
AUGAUUUUUGAUCAUCAGUAUUUUGAAUCUGAGAUAAGAAACGAUAGUCUAUCAGAUGAUAUUUGGUAUGUAUAUUGUAUCACUUACCUCCUUUCGAUACUCUUAAUUCGUUCUUCCACAGCAACUGCACAAGUACAAAAACAUGAUCCCGACUGUGACUAUAAUAUUACUCAAGUCAUUCAAACUAAAGGCUAUCCGUGUGAAGAACAUAAAGUGAUCACGGACGAUGGUUAUAUCUUAGGUAUCUUUCGUAUUCCACAUGGUCGCAAUAGUUCCUCCAUAGGUCGACCUGUUCUUUUACAGCAUGGUCUUCUCGAUGCUGCUGUAACAUGGGUGAUGAACUUUCCUGAUCAAAGUCUUGCUUUUAUUCUCGCCGACGCUGGCUACGAUGUUUGGCUUGGUAAUAUGCGUGGUAACUACUAUUCUCGAGCUCAUACGAAAUACAAUCCUGAUCAUGAUAAACAAUUUUGGGAUUUCAGUUGGGACGAUAUGGCAAGAGAUGAUCUUCCGUCAAUGCUCAACUAUAUUCUAAAUAGAACUCAGCAGACAGAGAUUAGUUAUGUUGGUCAUUCACAGGGAACGAUGAUUGCUUUUGCUGAAUUCGGCAACGAAAAGAGCACUGUGCGAGAUAAUGUAAAGUUUUUCGCAGCUUUGGCUCCCGUCGCUCAUUUAGGCCACAUCAAAUCACCAAUUCGAUUUCUAUCAUCAGCAUCAAAAGAAUUAGAACGUUAUUGGCAUUUAUUAUUUGGACGAAAUGAAUUUCUUCCAUCAAGUUAUAUCACGAAAUGGCUUGGAACAUUCGCUUGUGGUGAAGUUAUUCUUGAUGAAGUAUUAUGUCAGAACAUAUUAUUUAUAUUAUGUGGGCCUGAAAAGAAAAAUAUGAAUAAUACCCGACUACCAGUCUAUCUGUCGCACGAACCCGAUGGCACAUCAGUGAAAAACAUGAUUCACUUUGCGCAAGGCGUACAAAGUAAUAUCUUUAGAGCAUACGAUUAUGGUUCACCACAAAAAAACGUACUACAUUACAAUCAAACCACACCACCGGAAUACAAUCUCUCUGGAUCUCACAUUCCAACAGCAAUCUUCUGGUCGGGCAAGGAUUGGCUGGCUGAUCCUACUGAUGUUAACUACAUUCUGAAUAAUCUACAGAAUCUAGUCUACGAUAAAUAUAUUCCAGAAUACAAUCAUCUGGAUUUCGUUUGGGCUUUGUCUGCCAACAAAGUUGUUUAUAGUGACUUGUUAAAUGUGAUGAUAAAAUAUCAUCCGCCCUAUUGA